Molecule: messenger RNA, 1220 nt
Organism: Dendrobium catenatum
Lineage: Eukaryota; Viridiplantae; Streptophyta; Magnoliopsida; Asparagales; Orchidaceae
Product: derlin-2.2
Exons: 6
Coding region: 184-777 (197 amino acids)
Biological process (GO): endoplasmic reticulum unfolded protein response
Cellular component (GO): endoplasmic reticulum membrane; Hrd1p ubiquitin ligase ERAD-L complex
Molecular function (GO): misfolded protein binding; ubiquitin-specific protease binding
Source: RefSeq, a predicted model, not a curated record
AUCGGUUCAGUUUUUUUUUUUAUAUAUAUUGCAGUUCUCUCCUUCUCGUACAGAAAUUUGAUUCGGCCGCAGCUGACCGUCCUCCCACACGCGAAACUUCUUGCCACCUCUUGAGGCUAGGGUUAGGGUUAGGGUUUCAGUUGGUAUAAGCGGAUCCAUAGCUUCUAAGAAGUAAGUGAGGGAAUGGCGCAGGCUGUGGAGGAAUGGUACAAGCAGAUGCCGAUCAUCACGCGGUCUUAUCUUACGGCCGCCGUUGUCACAACCGUCGGCUGCUCCCUUGAUAUCAUAUCUCCUUAUCAUUUGUAUCUGAAUCCUAAGCUCGUGGUUAAGGACUAUGAGAUCUGGAGGCUUAUUACAAACUUCUUCUACUUCAGGAAAAUGGAUUUGGACUUUCUCUUCCACAUGUUCUUCCUUGCUCGAUAUUGCAAACUACUUGAGGAGAACUCAUUCAGGGGACGAACUGCAGAUUUCUUUUAUAUGCUUCUAUUUGGUGCCUCGGUUUUGACUGGGAUUGUUCUCGUUGGUGGCAUGAUUCCAUAUGUUUCUGCAAGUUUUGCAAAGAUUCUAUUUCUAAGCAACUCAUUGACCUUCAUGAUGGUUUAUGUCUGGAGCAAGCACAAUCCCUAUAUCCACAUGAGCUUCCUUGGCCUUUUCACCUUUACCGCUGCUUACCUACCUUGGGUCCUCCUUGGUUUCUCCAUUCUUGUGGGUACCAGCACAUGGGUUGAUCUUCUGGUCAUGCUUAUUAUUAUCUGGAAGAUGUGUACCCCCGGAUGACCGGCCGACGACCCCUAAAGACUCCUGCUUUCAUCAAAUCGCUGUUUGCUGAUGAUAAUGUGAUUGUAGCCCAGCCAGCAAAUGCAAGGUUUGCUGCUCCUCCAGUUCAGGACCCGCAACAACGCUGAUCACCACUGCUCCAAAACACUUCAGCCAAUGAAGACUACUUGCAUUUAGAGGCAAGUGCAUAUUACUCCGAUGAGCUUCUUAAAAUAGUAAUAGUAUCUUGACAGUUGGUUGAAUACAUGAUUCAUAUACUUACUCUUGUAAAAGCUUUUGACUCAUCUGAUAUUUUUGUAUAAAAGAUAAUAUUUUGUAGUUCUUCAAUUUGCACGUCUGUAUAUAUAUAUGUUCAUGUUGAGCGCUAAUCAAGUUGCCAGCCAAAUUUGGAAGACCUGCAUUGACAGUACUUUUAUGGUUUACUGAAAUAUUUUUCAUAUACA